AUGAUCUCCUCGUCGUUUGUGGCAUUUGUUUUCUUCUCGCUGUACUUAGAACAUCUCAUCUUUGGCCCGAAUGCUUUUGCUUUUGCUUUCCUGACCGUUGGGCAACGCAGAUUCCAACAACAGAGUCGAUCUUCAAGCAGAUGCGCCACGAAGAAAGAAGGAUACAAGUUUGGUGACAUCAGUCGUGGGCUGAUUGGUAAAUUUCAAAAGGAUGUCAACUCAUUGACUGGCAAGAAGAAGUAUGAACUCGGUGACUUUACUCGGUGGUUGGAUCAAAAGGGACGAAGCGAGGUUGGCAGCUGGGUGCAAGGAUUUACGGACAAGCCGAACUACAAAGUUGGCGACCUGUCCCGCGAAGUUCUUCGGAGAUUGCGAAGCGGAGAAUAUAGCACAGAGGACAUUAUGUUGUUUUUGAAGAUCGUCGCAAUUGUCGGGGCUAAUGUCCAGCCAGUGGCAGCGGUGCUUCCAAUGAAAGUCUUGGUAGAAAUGGUGGAGGUCAGCCUGGCACAGGACUUGUCAACCAAAGUUGUGGGAAUACUAACGAACGAAGUUGACUCAAGGAUGAAAGAGAUGGUAACUGGGGACAAGGAUUACAAAUUGGGUGACGUGACAAAGAAGACAUUGACAGGAAGUAAAGACUACCAGCUAGGGGAUUUUACAAAAGGAAUCGUAGAGCAAAUGGCAUCAAAGGACUAUGAAUUUGGUGAUAUCACAAGGAAGCUGUUGAAUAGAGGGAAUAAAGAAGAGGUGGGCGCGUCCAACACUGCUGACCAACAACAGAUUGAGGACACAACAAACCAAAUAAUGGAAGCAUGCGACAAGAGACACUUUUCCUCGAAGCAAGACGAUGCAGCUAUAAAAAAUAUCGAGUUAGAAGCAUGGGACCAGAAACUUCUCAAUACUAUUGAGCGCAAGAACAGGGGUAAUUCCUAA
This is a messenger RNA of Cylindrotheca closterium, 933 nucleotides long. Lineage: Eukaryota; Bacillariophyta; Bacillariophyceae; Bacillariales; Bacillariaceae. The record is from the annotation of a GenBank genome assembly.